Chanos chanos (milkfish) is the source of this 486-nucleotide messenger RNA. Its product is annotated as receptor-transporting protein 3-like. Gene Ontology annotation, molecular function: olfactory receptor binding. The transcript has 2 exons. Gene Ontology annotation, biological process: protein targeting to membrane; protein insertion into membrane. NCBI's taxonomy places the organism in Eukaryota, Metazoa, Chordata, Actinopteri, Gonorynchiformes, Chanidae. Bases 1 to 486 code for a protein of 161 amino acids. The record is from RefSeq and is a predicted model, not a curated record.
AUGACACUUAAGCAGUGGAUUGACAUUUUUGACAAGAAGUCAAAACAACUCCAACACUUCUGGAGUAUCGAGUUUGAUGAUUCUAUUCAGGCAGAUCAACCUGCAGCCGGAUGGGAAAAAUACAUCCGAGGAGCAUUUGCAAGCUUCAGAUGCUCAAAAUGCAGGAGGUCUUGGCCCUCAAAAAGAGUUCUGGUGGCUUUUCACAUGCGUCUAGACAAGAGCCAGCGCAAGGGGACAGUCAAAGUUCGCCGCUUCCGGCAGGACUGCAAGUCCUGUAACCAGCCUGAAAUGGAGGAGCCCAGCUUCAGCGAGAAGAAUGUCGAGGUGCUGAUUGACAAGCUGAUUGAGAAGAUCCGCAUUAAGUGCUACAAACAAAAAACUGGUAGAAAACCCAGAGCUUUCUACUCUGACCAUGACCCUGAGGGACCCCAUGAAAAGGCCCACUGUGAGGCCUGCAAGAGUGGUAUUUGCAGAAGAGGCAACUAA